AUGGCUGGCCCGAUGCCGAAACAGGACAGCACGCACCAGGACCCUGAGAAGCCGAAGAAGGCUUCUAAGCGCCACCUUGCGCUUGGUGUGGGGACGUUGCUGGCACUAAUUGCUGCUUAUGUUUAUAAACAGGGUGGCAAAGAGGAACUGCUGAAUGUCAUCCGGGAAACGCUUCUUUCGCUGCAAUCCCUGCGCAACUAUGGUGCUUUGGGUUGGGUGAUUUUUGUGGUUGUGUUUAUUGCCCAACUCACAGUUUGUCUGCCUGGCACUAUGGUUGUGGACGUGGCACUUGGAAAUAUCUAUGGUGCAGUCUUGGGGACGGCAGCCAGCGUGCUGGCAAAGACAAUAAGUGCACUGGUGUCACUCUUCUUGGGCCGCUUGUUUGGACAGGCUGCACCUUUAUGUCUUCGGCAUGCGGAAAUGAGACAGAAGUCGUUUGUUCAAUGUACUUGA
Messenger RNA from Durusdinium trenchii, 453 nucleotides. NCBI's taxonomy places the organism in Eukaryota, Dinophyceae, Suessiales, Symbiodiniaceae. The record is from the annotation of a GenBank genome assembly.